AUGCCUUUUGCACAAGGAGACAUCUUCACCGCCACCCUCGACGACAAUCAAGUCUUCCAGCGUCCAGGCGCUUCCUCCUCUCGCUCGUCCUCGCUGUUGUACUUCCAGCAUCCACUCGUCCCAAUUCUUCAUCAUCUCCUUCCUCCUUGUCGGCACUGCCUCCAGGCAUACUUUGCCCCCGCUUCUUCCGUCCAAUUCGCAGUGGCAGGCACCGACACUUUCCAAUCCUUUGCAAGAGAUGCCGUCCUCGUCAUCUCAGACAUGCUCUCGCCGCUCAUGCUCCUCGCCAUUGGCGUUGGCAUGGCGGGUACCCUCUGCCGUGGAUUGGAAGUGGUGAUUGAAUCUGCAGCAUUCAGAGGUCGCGCUCUAUGA
Molecule: messenger RNA, 372 nt
Organism: Serendipita indica DSM 11827
Lineage: Eukaryota; Fungi; Basidiomycota; Agaricomycetes; Sebacinales; Serendipitaceae
Source: the annotation of a GenBank genome assembly